Molecule: messenger RNA, 1598 nt
Organism: Microbotryum saponariae
Lineage: Eukaryota; Fungi; Basidiomycota; Microbotryomycetes; Microbotryales; Microbotryaceae
Source: the annotation of a GenBank genome assembly
AUGUCCCUCCCCUCCCCCAUCCCCUUGCCCAUCCCGAACCUGCCCGCUUCUUCCAUCCACAUCAUCUACGAUUUCAUUACGCCGCGUGAGGAGGAGUAUCUGAUCCAGGUAGGUCUCUUACUCCCACUUGGACGAGCGAAUGAAUGACGUGUCUGUCAUUCCUCCCUCUCCGCUCUCUCCUCCGUACGAUCGAAGCUCACCUUUCCCCCGCACUUGGAGAAACAGAGGAUCGACGAUUUAGGUGGUGACACCACUUCACCCGACCAAGCCCAAUCUCCUCAAACCGAGGAUGCACCAAUUCAAGGCCAAGUUGAGCCUGAGCCUCGGCCUGCUCGACCAGGGAAAGCUUCAACGAGGUGGGGUUGGACCGAGUUGAAUGGGCGUAGGUCAGUGCUGUACCAUGUGAAAGGAUGAAGAGGUGAUUUUUGCGCUGAUGGGAUGGGGUUUGAUGGUGGGAUUAGGUCCAUGUAUUGGGGUGAGUGGUGUCGUACUGAUGCGGAGGGGGGGGGGGGGGGGAUGCUUUGCAGCGAGUUGGGGGGUGGAUGUCGAGUGUUGAGCGGCCUCUUUAGUGGCUAGUCACAUCGUCGUCAAUGCCAUCGUCUUCCCAACCCUCUCCACGGUCAAUUUUCCCACCCCACCCAUCCCACUAAUAAUCCGGCCCCUCUCUUUCCGCAUUCCACUAGGCGGCUCCUUGACCAAAAAAAGCACCCUACUACCACUCCCCAUGCCCGAUAUCAUGACCUCAAAGUACCCACACGUGUUACGUCGGAUGCAAGAAGCGACGACAAAACUGGGCUGGGUCGAGGGGUUGAAUCAUGUAUGAUUUUUUCUUCUUUUGCCUGGUGAUUUGGAAGAGGUCAUGUGGGGGUUGGGGGGGGGUGCGAGAUCGCUGAUGCCUCGGUUCGUUACUUUAUGCAUUAAUGAAUUGCAGUGUCUGGUCAACGAGUAGGCUUUUGACUUUCCCCUCCCCUCCUUAUGAUGAAAAUCGACAACCUGGCCCAACUCACAAUCCGGAAUCAAUUUUGAUCCCCAGAUAUCUCCCAGGUCAAGGUAUCCUCGCGCAUACGGACGGACCCGCCUACGCACCGAUCGUCACGACCUUAUCCCUAGGGAGUCAUACCAUCCUUCAAUUCACACCUCGAAGCGACCGGGCCACACCUUCCGACGAAAAAUCCGACUCUACAGCACCUCUGAACUCCUUCGAACCUGGUUCCAACUCGAACGAACAAAGCGAACCGUUCUCCCUCUUCCUACCCCCCCGUUCCUUAAUCCUCGUCCAGGACAACCUAUACGAAGAUUGGCUUCAUUCGAUCGAGUCGAAGAAAGAAGAUACGAUGGAUGAUUUGAUGAGGUGUAGUAAUUGGGGAAUGUGGUGGGAAAGAGGAGCGGAUACGUUUUCGACUGGUUCAGAAGAAGAAGAAGAAGAGGAGCGGCGGCGGGAAAUGAAGCAAGGGGACGUUUUGUCGGAGCGGGGAAUUGAAGAAUUGAUUAGGAGAAGGAAAUUCGUGGAGAGUGGGAAUGGAUGGGAUAGGGGGAGGAGGGUCAGUUUGACUUGUCGAAUCGUCGAGAGGGUCGUCAAGGGUUUCAAAAUUGGGUAG